GUGGGGGUUGUAUACACCGGGGGGAUAUCACUACCUAAUUUCUCGUUAAGGGAAGUGGCGGCUCGUAGCGGAGAUUCUGGAACUAAAUUUCAGAAAUAACAAGUCUCACAAUUCCGUAAACCCGUUAUUUCUGACUUUCGAAAAGCUUAACCUGUAAAUGUAAUUGCGCAAAUAUUGAGCAACAAUUAGUGUCCCUAAAUUAAUAUAUUGUUUAGUUUAUGCGACAUGUCGAAAGUUCCCGAUUUUUUUGGCGUACUUAAGGGAGUGCAAAGUGUAGCUAGUGCUUUGAUAAAACAUCAGGAAGAUGCAAUCACAUAUAGAAUUACGCAUUCUAGUUUAAAGAACUUAUCUAAACAAUGCAUACAAACCACAGGAAAAAAGUUAAAUGACAUAGAACCAAGUAAGAUUCCUAAACAAACGGUUCAAAAUUUAAUUGAAGUAGCUGAACGUGUUAAUAUAGUCGAAGAAGGUAUUAAGCAAUAUGUGAAGGCAAAUGUUAGUCAAACUUUAAAUGUUAAAAAUAAUGCUUACAUUCCUAAGAAAGAAACAAGACUAUAUGUAUACAAUGUUGCAAAAGAUCCUAAGGAAAUAUCAGUUACUAAUGAUAUCACAUUAUCCAAACAUGAUAUUAACAAGCCUGUUGCUCAAAAAGCUUCCAAAGAUUUACAAAGUGAUAAUAUGGAAUGGAGAUAUAUGACAGUAAAGGAGAAGAUUCAGACAAUUACAAAUUCAAAUAAUCAGAUACCUGAUAUAGAGUUCUCUAAUAAGGAUAAGGAAAUCUUAAGAAAAUUGGAAUUGGAAUAUGAGAAAAAUAUCAAGCAUAAAGCCAUAGAUUCUGCUUCUUCGUCUACUAUUAAAACGCACAAGAAGGAACAUGUGCAUGCAGAAGUAAAACCUGAGGAAAGAUUAAAAUCUGGAUUACCCGUUAAGCCAAAACAAUCUUUAUCACCUACUGCUAGAGAGAGGAAAGUUCCUUCCACGAGAUUGCAAAGAAUGAUAAGCUUUGGUACCUUGGGUGUUGGUCUUGGUAUUGGCACAGUCGCCGAAUACACACGUAGGACACUGGGAAUAAAAGAGCAGAGCAUUGGGGAUACAGUUGACAGCAUGUUCCUCACUAAAGCCAAUGCAGAACGCAUUGUCUCAACAUUGUGCAAAGUGAGAGGCGCAGCUUUAAAAAUUGGCCAAAUGUUGAGCAUUCAGGACAAUAAUAUCAUAAGUCCCGAAUUGCAGAGAGUCUUCGAGAGAGUUAGACAAAGCGCUGAUUUUAUGCCAACGUGGCAAGUUGAGAAAGUAUUAGCGGGCGAACUUGGACGCGACUGGAGGAGUAAAUUAGCAACCUUCGAGACAAAACCAUUUGCAGCCGCUUCCAUUGGACAGGUGCAUCACGGUACAUUGUUGAAUAAGCAGGAUGUAGCAAUAAAGAUCCAAUAUCCGGGUGUGGCUAUGGGUAUCCAGAGCGACAUUGAGAACUUAGUGGGCAUAAUGAAGAUGUGGAAUAUGUUUCCGGAGGGAAUGUUCAUAGAUAAUGUAGUAGAAGUCGCGAAACGAGAACUCGCGUGGGAAGUAGACUAUGUUAGAGAAGCAGAAUGUACGAGGAAGUAUAAGGAAUUCGUGACACUUUAUCCCGAUUAUUAUGUACCUAAAGUAAUAGAUGAACUCUCAACGAAUCAAGUGUUCACGACGGAGAUGGUAGACGGCAUUCCUGUUGAUAAAUGCGUGGACAAGGACGUUAAGACUCGAGAACACAUAAGCGAAUUGUUAAUGCGCCUGAGCCUUCAGGAAUUAUUCGAGUUUCGAUACAUGCAAACCGAUCCAAAUUGGUCCAACUUUUUUUACAAUCUCAACACAAAACAGUUAGUCCUGUUGGAUUUCGGUGCGUGCAGGACUUAUGAAAAAAUAUUUAUGGACAAAUAUAUCGAGAUUAUCAAUGCCGCGAGUGAGGGGAAUCGUGAUAAGAUUUUAGAAUUGUCUAAAGAAAUUAAAUUUCUCACCGGAUAUGAAUCUAAGGUUAUGGAGCAGGCUCACGUGGAUGCGGUCAUGAUUCUUGGGCAAAUAUUUAGCAACAAUCACGAGUAUUACGAUUUUGGUGACCAGGAUGUCACGAAACGGAUCCAGGUUUUGGUGCCAACUAUAAUAACUCACAGAUUGUGUCCGCCACCCGAGGAAAUAUACAGCCUGCAUAGGAAAUUGUCGGGAAUAUUUUUGCUGUGUGCAAAGCUCCGAGCUAGAAUCAAGUGUCGAGACGUAUUUCGCGAGAUUUAUGCUAAUUACAAGUUUGGAUAAUGCCGAUAUUCUGAUGUAACAGGAUUAUAUAUAUAUGUCAGAGCUUAGCAAAAUCUUCCCUCUUCACCCAAUUUUCAGCCCGCCAUUCCUCUUACGUUUUCCUUCGUGCGCGCGUUUUCCUUUAAGCGGUAUCUCCGAAAAGAAAGAGAGAGAGAGAGAGAGAGAGAGAGAGAGAGAGAGAGAGAGAGAGAGCAUGUGACAUGAAGAUGUAUGAAUAAUACGUGAUAUACGAAUACCGUCUGCGUUUCACCGUGAAACGAAGGAGAUUCCUUUUGAAAUAUUGCAUUCAGAUUUCCGGUUGUAACCUAUAGGCUUACUUUCUUGAGGUAUCGCGUUAAAAUUCUGAGAUGUGCGUAGGUCUAACUCUUUUUAGGAUAGUUUAAAUUCGGACUCGUAGUCUGAUUUUCUCUUUUUAUUAUAUGUUAGCGUAAGUUAAUUCUGUGACUAGUUAUAGUAGAGCUUUUGAUUUUCAGAUCGGUACCACAUCUCCGACUUACGGCGACGAAACGUAAUGUACAAGUAUUUUCUCGCGUGUCGAUAUCGAAGAGUAUCCCAUUAAUAGAUAGAGUAACGAGUCGCGAUCUCACAUUCACAAAAUUGUAAUAACACUCUUGGAUAAAAAUUACACUGUCCGUUCGUUCGCAGACUAGAUAUAAAAAUUACUAGUUCGUACCGUAUUUCUACUUUGAUAUUAACGUAUUCGUCCUACAUCUUUUGAUUGUGACCGAUUAUUACAUCUAUUUUAACAAAAUAGCCGUCAAACAAUGAAAUGAUUGAGAGGUACUUUGUAAUAUCAUACCUUUUUUCUGCCGAGACAUUUGCACGAAUAUCAGCGAAUCGAGAAAGCAACAACCGAAUAAAUUUUAUUGAAAAAAUUAACUUAUUAAUAUAAGUCAUAUUACUAUUUUUAUUGUG
Messenger RNA from Dinoponera quadriceps, 3198 nucleotides. RefSeq names its product aarF domain-containing protein kinase 4 (gene Coq8). The transcript is spliced from 11 exons. Gene Ontology annotation, biological process: ubiquinone biosynthetic process. NCBI's taxonomy places the organism in Eukaryota, Metazoa, Arthropoda, Insecta, Hymenoptera, Formicidae. Gene Ontology annotation, cellular component: extrinsic component of mitochondrial inner membrane. The record is from RefSeq and is a predicted model, not a curated record. The coding region runs from base 226 to 2283 and encodes 685 amino acids. Gene Ontology annotation, molecular function: kinase activity.